Messenger RNA from Cyprinodon tularosa, 4498 nucleotides. Its product is annotated as RNA-binding protein 15-like. The record is from RefSeq and is a predicted model, not a curated record. Gene Ontology annotation, molecular function: mRNA binding. Gene Ontology annotation, cellular component: nucleus. The coding region runs from base 156 to 2654 and encodes 832 amino acids. Lineage: Eukaryota; Metazoa; Chordata; Actinopteri; Cyprinodontiformes; Cyprinodontidae. The transcript has a single exon. Gene Ontology annotation, biological process: regulation of alternative mRNA splicing, via spliceosome.
GGACUUAUAUGACGCCAGCGUAGUUUAUCCAACAUGGCGAUGACGUUGUCCGCCUGAUAACCGCUGCUAAGUCCACCACUUUAGUGAAACUAUCAGUGAAGAAAGUAUAAUUGGGCACAUCUCAGUGUUGGCGCUGCUUCUGUUUGCAUCCUACAAUGAAAGGGAAGGAGCGCUCCCCGGUGAAAAAACGCCCCCGCGGGCCUGACAAUGGCAGAGACCGAGGAGGAAGCUACCCGAGCAGCAAGAAGACCACAGCUCUCUCUACCAGCAACGGCUCCGCUUCCUCCAGGAGAGCUUUACCCAGCGACAAACGAGACGUGAGGGACUCAGACGGACAUGGAUCAUCCAGUCGGACCGGCAGCAGCUACGACUACGGAGCUUCCUCCGCCCACAAGUCGCACGGUAGCGCCGACAUACCCGCAGAAACGUCCAGGUCCUCCUCGCGGAGCAACUCGCGGCCUCCGUCGGUCCCAGGAAGUGAGUACAAGACUCUGAAAAUCAGCGAGCUGGGAUCCGAGCUCAACGACGAGGAAAUAGAGGACGGCUUGUUUCACGAGUUUAAGAAGUUCGGGGAUGUGAGUGUGAAAAUAUGCCGUGAAAACCACGAAAGGGUGGCGUUUGUCAACUUUAGGAGAGCCGAAGACGCCCGGGCGGCUAAACACGCCCGGGGAAAACUGGUGCUGUACGACCGGCCUCUGAAGAUAGAGACCGUGUAUUUGAAUAAGCGGAAGAGCCGGUCGCCUGUUAGUAAAGAGAGUUUUCCCUCUGGACACAGACCCCUCCACUCCCACAGAGCCCAGUCUCCCCCGGGCCCGGGCUACAGAGACUAUCGGUUACAGCAGCUCGCCCUGGGUCGCCUCACUGCUCCUCCUCCCCCUCCACUACCUCCUCACCUCAGGGACCUGGAAAGGGACCGAGAUUUCCCCCUGUAUGAAGGCAGGAGCAGGGGCCCCUUCAUUCCUGAAUGUCCUGUUUUCCGUGAUGAGGAACUAAUCAGCCCUGAGGAUGAGCAGAGGGCCAACAGGACGUUGUUUCUGGGCAACCUGGAAGCCUCUGUGACUGAAAGCACCAUCAGAAGAGCAUUUGAGAGAUUUGGACUGAUCACAGAGGUGGACAUAAAGCGUGCUGCCAGGGGCCAGAGCAGCACCUACGGAUUCAUUAAAUUUGAGAACCUGGACAUGGCUCAUCGGGCUAAAGUAGCCAUGGCGGGGAAGAUGGUGGGUCAUAGCAUAAUCAAGAUUGGAUAUGGCAAACCUACACCCACAACUAGACUAUGGGUGGGGGGUCUAGGUCCUUGGGUUCCGAUUGAUGCGCUCGCCAAAGAGUUUGACCGCUUUGGCAAAAUCAGGACUAUAGACUACAUGAAAGGGGAUUCAUGGGCGUACAUCCAGUAUGAAAGCCUAGAUGCCGCCCACGCUGCAUGGACCCACAUGAGAGGCUUCCCAAUCGGCGGCUCUGACAGGAGACUAAGAGUGGACUUUGCAGAGACAGAAACUCGCUACCCCCAGCAGCAGAUGAUGCAUCUCCCUUUACCUCUGCCUCACUUUGACUAUGCCCCUGAACCUUUUUCUCACCGCCUGCCCAGAGACCGCUCCCCCCCAAUUCCUGGUCGCUUCAGGGAGCGGGAUCCCUAUUCAUCUGCCGAGUGGGUUGGUCUGAAUGCCCAUGACAGGAUGAGAGGACCGGCCUUCAGCUCCUUAGACCUGGAGAGGCGCUCCAGGGACGGCUGGGCGGUGGAGCGGGAGUUUCAGGGCAGAGAGCUCGGUCUCAAAAGAAGACAUUUAGAUGACAGCUGGAGGGCUGAGCGUUCACCUGACAAUGGCGACCUGGGACUGCGCCGACGAGCCACCUCACUAGAGCGCAGCCCAGGGGGUAGCAGCCGAGAUGGGGGACGUUUCAGCGACUCAGAACGUAUGCCACGCUCUGGAAAAGCCACCCCAGCCAAAGAGCGGCAGAGCAACCACAACGCUGGCGUUGGGGAGAAAAGGAAAAGAACUCGUAGCCCGUCUCAGCCGGGUUCCAUCACAGAGAGAGAAGGCAAACGUAAAGCUGGAGACACAUCUAAGAGCCCAGGAAAGAAAGAGCAGCACUCAGACAAUCCAGCCUCAAACCUUUCCCCCUCCAAGCGUGAGCAGCAUCCUGACUCAGACGAGCUGAAGCUGAGUCAGGCCUGGGAGGGGGUCCUCCUGCUCAAAAACAGCAGCUUCCCAGCCUCCCUGCACCUGCUGGAUGGAGACAUGAGGAUGACCACCAGCCUGCUGGUGGAGGGCUCCAGCGGCGGGAAGGUAUCCCAGCUCAAGAUAAGCCAGCGCCUGCGUCUGGACCAGCCCAAGCUGGAUGAGGUCGCCCGUCGCAUCAAAGCCGCCGGGUCCAGCGGGUACGCCGUCCUCCUGGCCGUGCAGGGGAAAUCUGAGGACGUCAGCAGCUCCACGGAGAGACCGCUGAAGAACCUGGUGUCCUACCUUAAACAGAAGGAGGCGGCGGGGAUCAUUGGCCUCCCCGUUGGGGGCAGCAACGACAAGGAGCUCAGUGGAGUUCUGCAUGCGUUCCCUCCAUGUGAGUUCUCCCAGCAGUUUGUGGAUGCCUCUGCUAAAGCCUUUGCCAAAUCUGAGGAAGACUACCUGGUGAUCAUCAUCAUUAAAGGAGCCUCUUAAAAAAAAAAAAAAAAAAAGCAAAUUAUAUGUCUCUGUUUUUUGUUUUUAAUGAUCUAUUGUGAGGAAAUUCUAACAUAAUGUGGGCAGAGUCAGUGAAAAGUUUAUUAAGAGGGAUAAAACUGAGAUAAAGUCUAUUAUAUUAUUGUAAACUGAUGGACUUCAUUCCUACAGAUAACAUUCUGCCGCUUAAUGUUUUACUUGUUAGACGUUAAGGGUACUCAGAGCAAAAUACUUUAUGAAUAUGUUGCCUUAUCACCGAAAAAAAAUCCAGGGAAGAUUUUUUUUUUUUCUUUCUGGGUCUGAUUAAAUCAUUUUUUUUCAGUAAAGUUUUCACACUCAGGCAAUUAAAUAAAUACAGUGUAAAUGUUUAUUUUUUGAUUAGAAAAAUAUAAAAGCCUCUCCAAAUUGCUCUUUAGAAAUGGAUUUUCAUAUGUGCAUCUGUUUCGGUUAUCUUGGACUAAACUCAAUUUCUAGUCUUGUUAAUUUUAGUUCAUGCUAAAAGAAAAAAGAAAAGUUUAUAACUUGAAAGUUUUAUCCAAAGGGAUGGUUGUCAUGUAUAUCCCCAAUUUUGUGUAAUGAGACUUUGAGCAGAGACGUCAAAAUGCUGCGAUGUUUGGAAAGAGGUCAAUAAAUCCUCAGUUCUUAUUUUUGCAGAUUUUUAAAUUAAGCGAAUCCAAAAAGCAAAAAAAAUACCAUGGUAGGUUGUCCUUUUCUUGGUCUUGUAGUUUAGCAUUUACCUGACUCACAAUCAGCUGAUUUGAAGGACUGGUGCAGCCAUUGGAGGUUUAAUGCAGCAAAAAUUUUAUCAGGCUUAGAAACCUGCAAUUGUUUUCACUAAAGAUGUAGACUGGCAUAAUCUGCAAAUACAGUUUAAAUAGUUAUAAAUAGCUCAAAUCUGCAGCACAGAUUUAUUCCCCUCUCUAAAAUCUCAUGGCAAUAUGGCGUCUCUGCUAGAUAAGAGAGAAGUAAAACUUCUCUCUGGAGAAAAAAAAAGAAAUCUGAACCGUUUAAAAUCUUCUGGGUUUUGAUACGAACCAGUUACUGUGGUCUAAAGGUUAAGAUGCUGGGACAAUGAGCCUGUUCAAAUAACGUUUUUAAUCAAAAACUUCUUCCUGGUUCACAAUGUAGUGAUAUUAUUGGACUUUACCUGGAUGCAUAUUUUCUCUGAACACUGCUAACAUCGCCAGUAGGUGUGUUUGUAGGGGAUGGAUAGAAAAAGCAGACUUUUACCCCCAAAAGUAGUUGAUUUUAUUUAUAUAUAUAAAAUAAAUGCUGAGCCUUAAACAACAGAUUUGUGGAAAUCUACAAGAUAAUUCAUGUUUCUUCAAACUUUGUUUUUCUCUCCAUCCCGCACACCGAAUAAUUUUAUUGGUAUCUUCACCUAAAGGCGGUUCUUAAUUGGAGCCUUGAUUUGUAAUUUGUAAAAGCCGCCAAUCUUAUCUUUUACAGCAAAGCAUGUACUAUUUGAUAAAAUGGGGUUAAAUGUAGAUGAAGCUCUUCAUGUAUACGAUGGAUGUCCGCUUAUACAAUCUGGAGGCAGAGAAACCUUCCUACACUAUUUGUGGACUUGUGCAAACGUAAAAGGAGAGGAGGCUUCUUCCUGCUGCUGCCUGAAAAAGACUUUUACUGAUUGAUUUUCAUGCUUUGAUUUGAGUACUGUUUUUGUUUGUUUUUUUUGAGAAAAAAAAUGUGGUGUAAACUCAGGAUUUCUGGAGACAGAAGUGGAGAACAUCAAAGCCGAUUGAGCCUAACUGUCAGACAAACACGAAAAACGUGCAGCAAGCACUUGAUGCAUCUUGUUUUAAUAAAUUUGCCCUUUCGUGGGAAAGACGAGUGCCUCGGAA